Cadophora gregata is the source of this 1038-nucleotide messenger RNA. It is a transcript of the gene RPB3, whose product is annotated as 45 kDa subunit of RNA polymerase II. Gene Ontology annotation, molecular function: DNA-directed RNA polymerase activity; protein dimerization activity; DNA binding. The record is from RefSeq and is a predicted model, not a curated record. Bases 1 to 1038 code for a protein of 345 amino acids. Gene Ontology annotation, biological process: DNA-templated transcription. Gene Ontology annotation, cellular component: RNA polymerase II, core complex. The transcript has 3 exons. Lineage: Eukaryota; Fungi; Ascomycota; Leotiomycetes; Helotiales; Ploettnerulaceae.
AUGGAUUUCGACCCCAUGGUGAUGGACACGGAGGCUUCUGGGCCAUCUGUGAAAAUUACUGAGGUUGGUUCCGAUCAUGUUGACUUUGAACUUGAGAAUGUCGACCUCGCCUUCGCGAAUUCCUUGCGCCGAGUCAUCAUGGCCGAGGUCCCAACAAUGGCAAUCGAUUUGGUAGAGAUCGAGGCCAAUACAUCAGUUCUGGCAGAUGAGUUUAUCGCUCACCGACUGGGUCUGAUUCCUCUGGUGUCAAAGAAUAUUGAGGAUGUGGCAUACACCCGCGACUGCGAAUGCGAACAGUACUGCGAACUCUGCAGCGUCACCCUGAACCUCCAGGCAAAAUGCACCAGCACAGAUAUCAUGAAAGUUUAUGCGCGGGAUCUAGUGGUUGACCCAAGACGAGCAAACCAAUGGGUGGGAAAUCCAGUCAUUACGGAUCCAGAAGGUCAGGGAACCGUGAUUUGCAAGUUGCGCCAGAACCAAGAGCUUCGAAUCAAGUGUAUCGCAAAGAAGGGUAUUGCUAAGGAACAUGCGAAAUGGGCACCCACAUCCGCUGUUGCUUUCGAAUACGAUCCAAACAACAAGCUGAGACAUACAGAUCUAUGGUACGAGGCGGAUGCUGCGUCCGAAUGGCCAAAGAGCAAGUACGCCGAUUGGGAGGAGCCAGAGCAAGAAGGCGUGCCCUUUGACUACGAUGCCGUCCCAAGCAAAUUCUACUUCGAGGUUGAGAGUGUGGGAAACUUGGACCCGGAUGCCAUCAUUCAACAGGGUAUCAAAGUUAUGCAGACGAAGUUGGCUUCUGUGAUUCAAGAAUUGACUGAAGGCGACGAGGGAGCGAACGGCAUUAAUGGAUACGAGGACGGACCAAGAAGUCCAGAUGUCAACAUGAACGGAGGCCAGAACUGGGGAGACGAUGCAGGUGGCUAUUCUACACCUUAUGGCAAUGGAGCUGCCGCUGGUCAAUGGGGAACUGGCGCGGGUGCUGCUACACCUUACGGAGCAACACCAUACGGUCAAAACGGAGCAAACGGAUGGAAUUAG